UUGUUAGCCUUCCUCCGUCCCCAAUCAUGGCGUCAUCAAUUCCCAAGCCCCCGGGCAUCUUCCUCCUUGGCAACCUGUUCGACGUCAACGCCUCCAACCCUUGGAAUUCCUUCAACAAACUUGCUACCAAAUAUCGUCCCAUCUGCAAGGUCACCAUUCUCGGCCAUGACAUCGUCCUGGUCACGGGCGCCGCCCUCAUAGAGGAAAUCUGCGACGAGACACGCUUCCGCAAAUGCGUCGCCGGCCCCAUCGUCGAGAUCCGACAAGCCGUCCACUCCAGUCUGUUCACAGCCUAUAACAAUGAACUGGAAUCCUGGGGAGUCGCCCAUCGCAUCAUGGCCCCCCUGGUCUCCUGGGAAGCUGUUGAGCAAGUCUUCGCCGACAUGCGCGAGGUGUCAACCGACCUGAUCAAGAAGUGGACAGCAGGACCCCGUCAGCGCGUCAACGUCACCGACGACCUGGACCGUGUCAACCACGCGGCCAAUAUGCUCUGCUUCUUCGACCAGCGCCUCCACUGCCUCGAAGGCCCCGAGCCAUCCCUCAUCAAAGCCAUGGAGGGUGCCACCACCGAGGCCGUGCGACGGCCCUCCCGCCCUAAGAUCCUCAACUGGCUCUUCUACCAACGCAAAUUCGACACUUACAACCAAACCAUGCGCGACUACUCCGCCAGCUGCAUCGAGCACCGCCGCGCCAACCCCUCCGCCAAAAAGGACAUGCUUCACGCCAUCAUGGAAGGCAAGGACCCCCAAACUGGCGAAGGACUCAACGAAGAGCAAAUGAUCGACGAAAUCAUCAACUGCUUCAUUGGCAGCGCCACCGCCCCCAACCUCGUCGCCUUCGCCCUCUACUACCUGAUCAAAAACCCGCACAUCCUUGCCCGCGCCCGCGAAGAGAUCGACUCCGUCGUUGGUCCCAACCCCAGCUCCAAAAUCGAACAUCACCACCUCGCCGCUCUCCCCUACUGCACCGCCAUCCUCCGCGAGGCCAUGCGUCUCUCCCCGCCAGCCCCAGGCUUCAACAUCGAACCCAUCCCCGCCGCGACCAAAGAAGAGGAAAACACCCCCGUCCUCCUCGCCGGCGGCCAAUACCAAGUUCCGCGCAACCAGCCCCUCAUCGCCAUCCUGUACGGCGUCAAUCGCGACCCCGCCGUCUUCGACAACCCCGAGGCCUUCAACCCCGACCGCAUGCUCGGCGAGAAAUACGAGCAGCUCCCCGAAGGCGUCAAGAAGGGCUUCGGCAACGGCAAACGCGAGUGUAUCGGCAAACGCUAUGCCUGGGAAUGGUCCCUCUUCACCCUCAUCACAAUCAUGAAGGACGUCGAGGUCGAUCUCGCUGAUAAGGGGUAUGUGACUGAUGGUGCGGGCGAUCAUUAUAAUGGCGCGUUUACUGUGAAGCCGUUGGAUUUCUUUGCCAUUACGGGGCCGAGACCGCGGAUUGGUUGAGCUGCUUCUACUUAGCGGAGAGACGUUUUGGGAACCGGAGGGUGUAUCUAUCUAUCUAUGUCGUUAUGAUAUCCAGAUUGUGUUUUCUUUGUCUGUGUCUGCCUGUUUGUAUUGUAUGGGUUAUGGUAUGUAGUGUCAAACUAGCAGAGGUGCUGACUCACUUGCCCACCUACCCACCCAACCCACCUACGGUCUACCUACCCUGCUAGCUAGCUCGGAGAGUAUCAGACAUAAU
Molecule: messenger RNA, 1677 nt
Organism: Aspergillus heteromorphus CBS 117.55
Lineage: Eukaryota; Fungi; Ascomycota; Eurotiomycetes; Eurotiales; Aspergillaceae
Product: putative cytochrome P450
Exons: 2
Coding region: 27-1442 (471 amino acids)
Molecular function (GO): oxidoreductase activity, acting on paired donors, with incorporation or reduction of molecular oxygen; heme binding; monooxygenase activity
Source: RefSeq, a predicted model, not a curated record